UUAUCGAAUACAGAACCGAAUUUCGUUGGCUCCUUCGACGUUGACGAAUAUGUGUACUUCUUUUUCCGUGAACAUGCCGUCGAGUAUAUUAAUUGCGGCAAAGCUAUCUAUUCGCGUAUAGCACGCGUCUGCAAGAAUGAUCGUGGCGGCAAAUAUAUGAUCAGCCAAAAUUGGGCGACCUACCUGAAGGCGCGCAUCAAUUGCAGCAUCUCGAGCGAAUUCCCAUUUUACUUCAAUGAAAUACAAUCGGUCUAUAAAAUGCCAACAGAUGACACCAAAUUCUAUGCUACCUUCACGACGAACACACAUGGCAUUGUCGGUUCGGCGGUAUGUAGCUACGACAUACGCGACAUCAAUGCAGCCUUCGAAGGCAAAUUCAAAGAGCAAGCAACUUCAAACUCAGCUUGGCUGCCGGUACUCAAUUCGAAAGUGCCCGAACCCAGACCGGGCACAUGCACCAACGAUACAGCAGCGCUGCCAGAUUCGGUGUUAAAUUUCAUACGCAAACAUCCGCUAAUGGACAAGGCGGUCGAUCAUGAAUUCGGCAAUCCAGUAUUUUAUAAAAGGGAUAUCAUACUCACCAAGCUGGUGGUAGAUAGAAUUCGCAUCGACAAACUAAAUCAAGAGUAUCUGGUGUAUUUCGUGGGCACCAGCACCGGCCUCAUCUACAAAAUCGUGCAAUUCAUACGCUACGGUCAACGCUUCUCCAAUCUGCUCGACGUGCUGGAGGUGGCCUACAAUGAGCCGAUACGCGAGAUGGGUUUGAGUCAGAAGACGGGCUCAUUGUACUUGGCUACGGAUCACAAUGUGAAGCAAAUCGAUUUGGCGAUGUGCGCCCGCCGCUACGAUUCGUGUUUCCGCUGUGUGGCCGAUCCGUAUUGCGGCUGGGACAAGGAUGCGAGCACCUGCAAGCCAUACCAGCUGGGACUGCUGCAGGAUGUUGCCAAUGAGACUUCCGGCAUUUGUGACACGAGCGUUUUGAAAAAACGCAUCACCGCCUCGUACGGCCAGACACUGCAUCUGUCGUGUUUCGUCAAAAUCCCUGAGGUGCUGCGGCAGAAGUCGGUGCGUUGGUAUCACCAUUCAACGGAGCGAGGACGGUAAGUUUGUAGACACAAAAUUUUGUUUUGUUAUUCAUAGACAGUAGAUAUUUUAAGUUUAAGUCAACAAGAAGA
This is a messenger RNA of Rhagoletis zephyria (snowberry fruit fly), 1175 nucleotides long. RefSeq names its product semaphorin-2A-like. Gene Ontology annotation, molecular function: semaphorin receptor binding; chemorepellent activity. Lineage: Eukaryota; Metazoa; Arthropoda; Insecta; Diptera; Tephritidae. Gene Ontology annotation, biological process: axon guidance; semaphorin-plexin signaling pathway; neural crest cell migration. The record is from RefSeq and is a predicted model, not a curated record. Gene Ontology annotation, cellular component: plasma membrane.